This is a messenger RNA of Parasteatoda tepidariorum (common house spider), 1519 nucleotides long. RefSeq lists its product as uncharacterized. The record is from RefSeq and is a predicted model, not a curated record. NCBI's taxonomy places the organism in Eukaryota, Metazoa, Arthropoda, Arachnida, Araneae, Theridiidae.
UUUGAAAGGGAAGCGAACGAAUGAGGAUUGCGCUCUCAACUUCGGCUCUCUUUUCUCCUCAUGGCACGUGAAUUAUUUCGAAAGGAAUCUCUAUGGUGAAAAAAGAAUUUCUCUAUCUGACCCUACCAUUGGUCUUCACAACAGUUGUUUGCGAGGAGUGCACUCUUCAUCAGUUGCAUGGAUGUCUGACAUCGCUGCAGUCGGUCACUCAAGGAAACGAUCUGGCAUUGGUCACAACACGAUUGCAACUUCAAGCUGUUUGUCGAACAUUGAAGGAUAGUGUGAGUUGCGUGGACGAUCACAUGAAGCAUUGCUUUACACCAACUCAGAGGCAAGUCUUUAAUCACGUUGUGGCUGGAGCUCGCCAGUUUCUGUUGGAACUCUGCGUCCCAGGAUCCAUACAAGACGCUUACUUGAAACACUCCCCUUGUUACAAGAAUGUGUCACUGUCUGAAGAAAAGUGUGCGCCUUUAUAUCGGCACUUAGUUCAACUCUCUGCUCAAGUUGACAAGAACAGAGAUGUGGACGAUCGUCUGCGGGAAUCUUGUUGUACUUUUAAUGAUUUUGUAGUCUGCAAGUACACCUAUGUAAGUCAAGAUUGUGGUCAAGACGCUGCUCGAUUUCUGCAACAGCACCUAGACCAAAUCUCCAGUCCUCUUAUCCAAGAACAUUGUGCACACUACACAUAUGGUGCAGAUUCUUGCACUUCAACAUCAUUCGCUCAAAGUCUAUUUGAACAAUCUUUUGCACUACUUUCUCUUCCAAUGAUAAUUGCGUUGAACAGACUCAAACCAACUCGGUAGUCAAGAACGACAUUUUUUAUUUUAUUUCAAGGACAAAACUUUCAGAAAUACUUUCUCACUCAAACUUUAGGUUUCUUUUCCCUUUUUAAGCACAAUAUAUUGAUUUAUUAUUGAAUUGAAAGAAAAGGAGAUGCAAGUAACAAUACAGCUUUUAUAAGUUGUUGUUUGAAGAAAUGGAAAGCAGAAAUGUCUAAUAAUUAAUUAUUCAGAGAAAAUGACUAUGUUCAUUUAAAUUUCGAUAUUAUAACUUAAGACUAUUUCUUCUGAUGUCAUUUUUAUUGUUGUUCACAAUCUAAAUCAGAAAUAAUUAAAAUUUAGUUUCAAUUUAUUCGCGCAGCAAAAAAAUCUAAACUAGAUUUUCAAAACUGUUUUAAUCUCAACAAAGCAUAAUCUCAGACGUAUACAAUAGUCGGAACCAUUUUAAUAGUAAAUGAGCUAUUUCAUAAACUUUUUUGACGUCUUAGAAACGUCAAAACGACGUUUUAGAAGAAUUAUUUAUACAGAGAAUUAGCUGUUCUGUUUUUUUUAUUUUUUGGAAACAACAUAUCAGAUAAUUAUACAGUGAAUUAGUUGUUCAAUGUAUACAUGAAUUAGUUGUACAAUUAAUUAGCUGCUAUAUUUACAACAUAACAGCUAAUAAUUCAACGAAGUAGUUGAUCUGUUAUGAAAUUUUGUUGCAACAUCAAAAAUUUACACAAAAAAAGUUUUAUUUUAUU